This is a messenger RNA of Homalodisca vitripennis (glassy-winged sharpshooter), 1787 nucleotides long. RefSeq lists its product as uncharacterized. NCBI's taxonomy places the organism in Eukaryota, Metazoa, Arthropoda, Insecta, Hemiptera, Cicadellidae. The record is from RefSeq and is a predicted model, not a curated record. The coding region runs from base 797 to 1717 and encodes 306 amino acids. The transcript has a single exon.
UUAAAGAAAAUAUGUCAUUCUCUAGUGAUUUGUAUCGUAAGAGUGUUGACUGUACUGUAGUAGAGCUAGCGGAGACCAGAGCAAUCAGCCCAGCAAUGAUGUAGAUCUCUGAUUGUUGAACGGACAGGAAAUGACAUGUAGUAAGCUAGAGCCGGUUUCACAACCAUUACACAAUCGAUUCUAUAGGUCAUGUAGGCUUUAAAUAGUCUAUUUUACAUUACAAUAAACUGAAGUGUAAUAAAACCUAUUCACUUCACUCUCCUGUAGUAUGCUACAUAAUUUUGCCAAAGAGUAUUCAACAAAUUCAACCAAUGCUUUUGUCAUAUAAGGCUCGUACAAAGAUGUAGUCCUCGGACUGAUACAAAUUGUGACGUCAUGGCCUUGACACCUACCGGAGAGGUGCAACUUCGACAAACAAUCCAUUGAAGCGUAGCCAUGUCCGGCGUGUUAAUAUUUAUUUAGACAUUUUUAUGUUUUGAAAACGCGGCGAUUUCCAUAUGACUUGUUGUUUGUGACAGGCGACAACUGAUCACGCCAUGUAAACAUUACAGUUUGUAUCAAUUUUUUCCAAUCCAAUACAGUGUUUAUUUUUAGGAAAGACAGGUUAAUCAGUGAUUUGUUGACAAGCAAUAAAAUGUUUAACGAUUACAUAAACUAUGUGCAUUCAAAAUGGUUCAAGAAAGGUUUGCAAUUUGUGUGUUAGUGUGUUGAAUGAGAAUACAAUUCAAGUGGGAUUUUCCACACCAUUACGCGGGAUAGAUUAGCCUGACCUCGGUGUCGACAUUUUUUAAAUGAAAUGGCUUUAAGUUCAUUUUGCGGACUUUUAACACUGCAAGUCGGAGCUUCCAUCUUAGCUGCAGUCUUCAUGACCUUGGCAGCGGUUAUAUUAGCGGCCAACAUAUUUGACUACCACCACGCAGGCAAUGGUUGGCCGCUCUCUUUGUUACUCAUGAUACUGUUCGUCGUCGGUCUGAUCAUCAUCGCCCUCCUCAUGUUCGCCUCAUCGUAUGCGGAGAGCAGGACCCUCGCACUGGCCGCGGUGGUUCUAAUCGUUAUUCUCUUCUGUUACUGGAUCAUACUGUGUUGUUUCUCCUUCUUCAGCGACCCACGACACACCAAUUCUAUUUGUAUACAGACUCGCUGUCCUGAAACAUUUUGGAUAGCGAAUUUGGGCUACAGAAAACAUCCCGCGAGAAAUGAGGACGAGCCGGACGCGAGGAAGAAGAGAUUUAUCUACGAAGAUGGCAUUGAUACUGCUGAGCUCACAACCCUGUAUGAUCUGGAUAAAUCGAUUGUAGGAAGCGUUAAAUCUAAUACAUAUGUAGUACAGAACAAUACAAAUAGCAACAGCGACCUGUUAUCAAAUGCCGAUAGAGAAAGUAAUGCGUUACAAAACUUUAAACAUGAGCAAAAAAAUACAAGUAUUCAGGAGUCUGCCAUUAAGUCCAAAAAACUUAAUUUUCAUAAUUUAGCAACAGACUAUGAUUAUCACCAAUUUGUGAAUAAACCAUCGAAUGAUACAGAAGGAGAUGACAAAGACUCACGAUAUGUUUACGGAUUUGCAUUUAUUGGGGCUGUUUUACUUUUUGUAGCAAAUGCACUGUUCCUGUUGUUUUCUGCUUUAACGAUGUGGAGUUGGGCUUCAGAACUCGACUGGGCUGAUUAUUAUAUAGAAGACGAGCCUGUUGUUGUAGUGGAAGAGUCCUACGAUUACUGACAUAUUUAUUUGUUAUUUUGUUCCUGACAUGUAUUACAGUUACUGCAAUAAUAUAGUACUUUUCAAUUAA